Messenger RNA from Protopolystoma xenopodis, 204 nucleotides. Lineage: Eukaryota; Metazoa; Platyhelminthes; Monogenea; Polystomatidea; Polystomatidae. The record is from the annotation of a GenBank genome assembly.
AUGAAUGAUGACAACGUUGAUUAUGAUUUUAAUAAUGCUGCUGCUGUUGUGGAUGACAAUGACAAUAUUGCUGGCCCUGAUGAUGAUGAAGAUGAUGGCAAUGACGAUGAUGGUGGUGAUAAUAAAAGGAAAGUCCAUUCUAUGGAGAAAACAUUUUUGGCAGCAAGACUAACUGAAAUUCAAUGGCUUCAUGAAACCCACUAA